This is a messenger RNA of Magallana angulata, 8022 nucleotides long. Its product is annotated as phosphatidylinositol phosphatase PTPRQ-like. Gene Ontology annotation, molecular function: protein binding; protein tyrosine phosphatase activity. Gene Ontology annotation, biological process: protein dephosphorylation. The record is from RefSeq and is a predicted model, not a curated record. NCBI's taxonomy places the organism in Eukaryota, Metazoa, Mollusca, Bivalvia, Ostreida, Ostreidae. The transcript is spliced from 56 exons. The coding region runs from base 240 to 6980 and encodes 2246 amino acids.
UAAUGCACUCACAGAUAAAGCAAGCCUCACACAGGAAAUAGCGUCUACAUAUUUUGAGAUGUAUAUGGAGCAUUCUUAAUUGGUAACAAGGCUUUAUAUGGUGGGCUCUGUAGUGUACUUGCUGUAAUGCAAGGGAAAUCUAAGUCUUGAACGAAGAAGUGUGCCUGAAGAGUUUUUCUUAUUCGCCCGUUGUUAUCUAAAAGGAAGUUUUAAAUACGAAACUCUCUGCAGCGGCCAACAUGGAUAAGCCGCUUUAUAUAUUAAUAUUUCUGUUACUAUGGUCUAAUAGAAUAAGAGGUGGCGAAGAGGAAGAUAUAAAUGGUUCGUUUUCUCCAUCAACACAAAAGACCGGAGUCAGAAACUCAUUAAUUGACAAAGCAUCAACAUCAACAGUAACAAAGAAAACAACAAUAUUUGAUCCUGAUUCAGAAUCAGCGGAAAAAGUAUCACCUCCAAUCAAAUCAAAAACACUAGAAACUAAUACAGGUACAGUAGAACCAUCUGUGCCCAAUUCCAAUACCCCCAUACCUGCAAAAGAUACACCAGAUUCAGUUUCCUCAAAUUCUGUUUUCCCUAAAAUUGCGAGAGAGUCAACAAGAAAGAAUACGACAACGCUAAGCGACACCGAUUCAGAUUCAUCAGAAACACAAUCAUCUUCCAAUAAACCAGAAGUUCCUCAAACCACAAAUGUUUCAUCGGAAACAAACUCACCUCCCAUCAAAUCAGAAGAGACAGAAACCAAACUUGGUGCUUCAGAAAUAUUCCUACCCAAUUCCGUUACCAUCAAACCUGCGAGAGAUUCAACAACAGUAAACACAAAAGAAAGUGACCCCGAUUCAGCAUCAAAAAAAGCAAAAACAACACCAGCAAGGGACCUCGAUUCAGAACCACCAGAAACAUAUUCAACUUCUAUGAAAUCAGAAGCUGCAGAAACCGAAUUUGAACCAUCAGAAACAGAUUCAACUUCUAUCAAAUCAGAAGCUCCAGAAACCGAAUUUGGUACACAACAACCAUCUUUCCAUAAUUUCGAAUCCCACGAACUUGCAGAUGAAUCAUCGGAAACAGAUUCGCCUCCCUUCAAAUCAGAUGCCCCAGCAAUUAAUCCUGAUAAUCUAGAACCAACAAUCCCUAAUUAUGAAACCCUUGGACCUUCAAAGGAAAAAUCUGAAUUGCUUUCAAGACAUACGAUAACCUCCAGAGCUACGAAGGCCACAAAAAGUAAAGAUCCUCAUUCAACAACUAAUGUGGAUGAAGAAAUAACAACUACAGUAAUAAGUACGAUGGAAUUAACCACAAUUGACAGCACAGAAAUGACGGAUAAAACAACGACUAUAGGUGAUGUGUACAACCUAAACUGCUCAUCAAAUCAAUCAGACUAUUUUAAAAGCCAGACAAAUUCCUCAAUCACACUUACACUGUCACCAUUUGGAAACCAUUCUCAGUUAUGUAUACUGAAAUGGUCCGAAUCAAAUGUUUCUGAGUGUGUAUUAUCAAACUCGUCGUCAGACAUAACCAUAGAUGGAUUGGAUUCAGGAAGGCCGUACAAUUUCUCAGUUUAUUAUCUUCAGGAACACAAUGAUAAAACAAAUCUGAGUAAAUCUACGUGUACAAUUGGACCCUAUUACACAAGACCAGAGAGACCAGAUUGCUCACAAUUCAACCAAACAGAGCAGCCAAAAAUCACGAAUACAACAAUUACUCUCGGAAAAUAUUUCAUUUCAAAUAAUUUAUGUGCAAAUGUAACAUCAACGAAACAUAAACCAGAUUCGCACCUUGUUUUUAGUGAAUCAAUAGGGGAUCUAUCUGCUGCGACUUCCUACAAAAUCUCGUUAUUUAAAUUCUUGAAUGGAUCGGAUGGUCCCUUACUGAGUGCAGAGGGUUGUCCUCUAGGAACCUUUCAUACAUUACCUAAGGACCCUCAUUGUCAUGUUAUUCCAAAUAAAACAUCUGUAACGAAUCGAACCAGCAAAAGCAUUACACUGAACACAACCCAGUUACGGAACCACAGUGAGGAGAAUCAGUUGUGCGUUCAGAUUUAUCCUAAUCCCUCCAAAUGCAACCCAGUCGGACUUAUUACAAUGUUUGAUCACCUGAAUUCAUCAUCUAAAUACAACUUUUCAGUGUUUUCUUAUUAUAAUGUAUCAGACAACGGUUAUAUGGUUCUCAGUGAGAAACACUGUCCACUUGGCAAUUACUAUACUUUACCCGCGAGUCCAAACUGCAAAGAAAUAAAAGCAAAUGUCACAGUAAAAAGCAAAAUGGCUACGAAUAUUACACUUGACUUUACCAAAGUAGCUGUUGAUAUUAGAGAGUCGUUAUGUGUUAAACCCCAAUACAACUUGACCUGCAUACAUUAUUCAUCUCCCACUAUGACUUUUCAACAACUGAACAUUUCUGAAAGUUACAACUUUUCUGUGUAUUCCUACCUCGACAAUCCGUUCCUCCGUAGUCACAAUUCCUGUAAAAUCUUAACCUAUACAGGUCCAGAUAUUCCUGUAUGUAAUCGUCAUAUAGUUUCUAAUAGAACAACCACGAGCAUGCUUUUGGAUUUGAGACAUCUUAAUACCACUGGCGCUGUACGUUAUAUUGCUGACAUAUUUCCCGAUGAAUUAGAGUUAGAAUUUUUUUUUACUAAAAAUAACAAUUUUAUCAAAAAUAUUACAAACCUGACACCAGGAACAGCUUACACUCUUAGGAUAUUUGCCGUUAGUAAACAUAAUAUUAGAAGUACAGAUAGCUGCCACGUCAAGCAGGUGUACACAUAUCCCGGUCAACCAACAAAUGAAAGUUAUACACAGAAUGCAUCUAGCCUCCAGUUUAGUUGGAGCCCUUUUGGGAAGGUGGAUACUUAUGAUUUAACAGUACUCUGCCAUUGUUCCUGUUGUUCAUGUUCAAAAAACACCUCCAUUUCUGUGUCUAACAAUGUCACAACUUAUAAUGUUACUGAAUUAGAGCCUGGAACAUACUGUAGCGUGAACGUUACAGCUAUCUCAGGGGGAUCUUCUAGUAUUCCAUUACAAUUCAACAACAUAGAGACAACUGAGAAAGCUCCUGGAGAAGUGUCGGGUGUAAAUGUAACAAACAUUACAUGUAAUGGAUUUACAAUAAGCUGGAGCAAACCUGACUUUCCGAAUGGAGAUCUUGUCAACUACCGCGUCAAUCUACUUAAUCCAGCAGAGACUAUAGACGUUCCAAUUUCAACACCAAGUACAUCGUAUAACACAUCGUUUAAUGACUUUUUACCAGGGGUCUGCUACAACGUGUCUGUCGCAGCUAUUAAUAAAAUUGACGAAGGAAAAAGAAUAUAUAGAACUGUAUACACGACAGAGACAGUUCCCUCCAAUGUUACUAAUCUAGUAACUUUGAAUACCUCGUCCACGUCUAUAGCAGUUUCGUGGUCAAAACCUCAAAAACCAAACGGUGUGAUAAAAGGUUAUCAGAUCUUGGUAUGGACAACAAUGGAAGGCAAAAUUCCUGAGCAGAUUAUAACACUUAGAUGUGGGAGCUGCCAAAGACCAUGUCAUACCGCUUUAACUCAAGAUAAUCUUCAAAAAUCAAGAUUACCUUAUGUAAACAAGGAAAAAGAUGAAACGACAACUGUCCAUAACGUAUCUUUUACUGAAAGCAACACCACCUUACAUUACGAGGUCACUGGAUUGAAAAUAUUCACUUCAUAUGUCUUUAAUGUAACUGCGUUUACAUCAGUAGGACAUGGGGAAUGGGCAACAAAUGUACGAAAGACAUCGGAAGACAUUCCAUCCAGUGUUACUGAUCUAAAAGCCUCUAAUACCUCGUCCACGUCUAUAGCAGUUACAUGGUCCAAGCCUUACCAUCCAAACGGUGUGAUAAAAGAGUAUCAGAUCUUCGUCACGAAAACAAAUGAACAUAUGGAAGGCAGCAAUCUAAAGCAAAUCAUAACGCUAAAGUGUGAUUGCUGCCAGGGGUCAUGUCCUACCGCCGUGCCCAAAGAUAUGGAAAAAGAUGAUACGGCAACUGUCCAUGAAGUAUCUUUUACUGAUAGUAACACCACCUUCCGUUACGAGGUCACUGGAUUGGAAAUAUUCACUUCAUAUUUUUUUAAUGUAACUGCGUUCACAUCAGUAGGACAUGGUAAAUGGGCAAAAAAAGUGGCAAAUACAUCGGAAGACAAGCCAUCUCCUCCAGGACAUCCUGUGGAAAGCAAUGUACAAAUUAAAAGUUUGUCAUUUGUGUACGAUAAACCAGAGAAAGAAAACGGCGUGAUUACAAAUCAGGAGAUUGAGUACAGUUAUAAACCAUAUAAUGUGUGUGUUGAAGACUCUGAAUUUGAGCAUACUGUAACGAAAACAAACAUGUCCGGAAUUAUUGAUAUUGGUGAUAAAUUUAACGCUUCUUUGGGGAAUUUACAACCUUUUUGGUUGUACACCAUAAGAGUUAGAGUUUCGACCUACGCAGGUUUCAGCAAUUAUAGCCAACCUACCACCAUUCGAACUCGGCCAACAACUCCAGGAAAAGUGUCCAACAUAAUUGCUGCACAAACGUUUUCAAGACACAUUGAAUUAAAAUGGACCCAACCAUGUCAUCCAAACGGGUUGAUAAUCAAUUAUCAAAUAGAUAUUUGGAAUACAAAUGAUUCAAGUCACAAUACCACACAAACAAACAGUAACAUCACUGGCCUCCAUGUAACCAGUUUACUUCCAUAUUGCCUGUACAAUUUUACCGUGUUCACAGAGGUACAAAAUGUUUCAAAUUUAAGUGAACCUCCAACAUCGACCCUAUUCCGGACUAAAGCUGAAGCACCAUAUCGCCCUGGAAGGUUCACAGUAAUAAGUAACACUUCUACAUCUGUUAUGCUAUCUUGGGAGACUCCUGCACUAAAAACUGGUCCAACAACAUACAUAGUAAAAGCUAUCGACAAUGAGACAUUUGUUCUUGGAGGGUCAUGUGAAACUUUAGGUUUUUACAAUACAACAUGUAAUAUAACUGGAUUAGAUUCUUACUGGAAUUAUCUACUGACUGUAGAGGCAAUUGUCGAAAAUUUUCCGGCGAAUAAAUCUACAGACUAUGACGGUGUCCAAACAGCUCAAAGCGCUCCUGGCAGAGUUUCACAUUUUACAGUAACACAAGAUUCAAAUGUUACCGCAAAAACUAACGUUCUUAUUAAAUGGAGCCCACCGAGCAAGAGGGAUCUCAAUGGAAUAAUAACAAAUUAUUUUCUUCAAUACUGGUAUCAAUCAAAUCAAAUAAAGACAAACUCUUAUAACAGUACAGAGAGUGAAGCAACCAUUUUAGUGGAGGCAGAAAAGGUGUAUACAUUCCAGAUCUUUGCUAAGACGAUUGAGAAUGCCACAGACAUUGCUACCAAACGUUUGCCUAUUAAACCUGGCGCACCACUCCCUCCUCCACCACAAAAAGUCCCACUCAUCAACAAAGGUCCCCCCGCAUCUGACGACCAGACGCAGAUCGCAGUUGCCUUCCGUCGGAUAGCUCUUUGUGACGACUCAAAUGGAAAAAUCGUUAAGUGGUACAUCAUAGUCUCCAAAACGACAGAGAGACAAGUUUUCAGGGGAACAAAGAAUGAAUACCUCAAGAAGAUUGAGAAAAGAUACAAAAAAUGGAAGGAUGUGUAUGAAAAGGACGUGACUGAACCAUACAUAGCUUCAGAUUCAUGGAUUCCUCACUGUGGACCAGGUUCUCGGAGAAAGAGAAGUGCUCCAGUAGAGACCAUCAGUUACACCCUGGGAUCAGACGGGGAUUGUGAGAGCGGGAAUAGGAAGUAUUGUAACGGGAACCUUGAACCGGGACAAACCUACCGAGUUCGAUAUGCUGUGUGCACAGCCAGGGGUUGUCUGGAAUCAGAAUUCUCCGAGCCAUUUCAAACAGCACCAAACCACGUCCCUGCUAUAGCUGGAUCGUUGACUGCCGUAGUACUUGUCCUCGCCGUUAUCAUCGUUGUUAUCAUCGUACUGAAAAGGAGAGGAAAGGGUCCAUUCAAGAGUUUGGACAACGGUGAGGUAGGACAACAAAAUGAAGCGUUCAAUGGUGUGGAGAUGAAGGGAACCUCGAAACCAAAGGCUGUUAAAAUUGCUGACUUUGCAAACUACGUACAGAAACUACACGCGGACAGCAAUCUUUUAUUUUCAAGCGAAUACAAGCUUCUGAAGGAAACCUGUCCAACCCACACCACCAAGGCUGCUGAGGUUCAGGUAAACAGGAUAAAGAACCGAUACACCAACAUCCUAUCGUAUGACCACAGUAGAGUUAAGCUUCUCCCCACGGAGGAUGACGAGGGUUCCGAUUAUAUCAACGCUAACUACAUGCCGGGGUAUAGUUCGCCAAGGGAAUACAUUGCUACCCAGGGUCCUUUGCCAUUCACACGUGACGACUUCUGGCGGAUGAUCUGGGAACAGAACGUCAGCAUCAUUGUCAUGCUUACACAGCUAGUGGAAAGAGGAAGGCGGAAGUGCGAUAUAUACUGGCCGGAGGCUGCAAGGGAACCAGUUUACUAUGGAGACCUCGUUGUGGAACUGGAGUCUGAGUCUACUUUGCCAGACUACGUGCUCAGAGUGAUGUCCAUAAAACUGGGUGAUACCAGAAAAACCGUCAAACAAUUUGCAUACUUGGCAUGGCCUGACAUGGGUAUCCCUGAAACUUCUGAGGCGAUGCUUAAGUUUGCAAAGGAAGUGAGGAGUCACCUUCCUCCGCCAGCAACUAGCAAGGGACCAAUUGUGGUACACUGCAGUGCGGGGGUGGGUCGCACCGGAACUUUUAUUGCCGUGGACUAUCUGAUGCAGCACGUCCGGACCAGUGACGUCAUAGACAUCUACAGCUACGUGAUGAAGAUGCGCAAUAACCGACCAAAUAUGGUUCAGACCGAGGACCAGUACGUCUUCAUCCAUGACUGCAUCAAGGACUACGUCAAUAAGAAUGAUGAUGACACUGACGAUGAAGAGGAAGAAGAAGAAAAGCAGGAGGAUCAAUCUAUAUACAUGAAUGUAUAGUGCAAUUAUGGGAACACUAACUAUACAACAAGAAAACCGGUGUGACAUGCGUUGAAUACCAGUGGAAUCAGCUUUUCGGUGUUUAAAGCCAGAGGAUGCUUUAGAAACAUUUUAAUUUUUUUUUUAAUUUUAAAAAUUUAAUUGUUUUUUUUUUAUUUGUAACUUGCAAUACGUAUGUACUGUUGAAUCAUAUUCUACUGACUCAUAAUUUGUUUAAUGGUAUUGCAUUUCAUUCUUAUUCUUUAAAUAAAUUAAGGAGGCUGGUUGUUCACGAAAUUAUCCAUCAGAUCUACCUUAAAAGGAAUAGAGAAUUAUUUUAUCAGCCGUAAACUUUUAUUCAGGGCAGAAAACUUCCUAAAAUCUUAGCUUUAAAAGAUUUCCUUCCUCUUUUCACAAAUUUCUCCUAUUAAAGGAGAUUAGUAGAGUUUAGAAAUGACCACGUCAUUCCAGCCACCUUAAAAACUGUGACUGUAAAACAUUUUUGUUUCUUUUUUGUAUAAAUUUGGUGCUUGACAAUGAUGUUAUGUCGUUUUCAAUAUUUUUUUGUUUAAGAAAAUAAUUGCUAAGUUUUGUCAAAAAACUUCGCCGAUUUACCGAAAAAAAAAACACCAUCCCAGACAUUUAUAGCAAUAGUUUAAAAUUUUAUUAAUCAGACUUUGUUUUUUUUUUCUUCUGUUCAGAAUUUCUUUAUAAAAAUGAUUUGUAUAUAAUAGUUCUUGGUUAUCAUUUUGUCACCAAUUAAAUAAGUUUUAUUUCAUUUAUGCAUGUUUAUUUUGAUAUUUAUUGUUUUUUUUUUUAAUUUAUUUAAUUAAAUGUACGAUUUUGCAACCAUUAAGCAAAAAUAUGACUUUUACCCAAACUUUGUUUUAAAUUAUGAUCAAAUGACAUCCGUGUACAUGUUUCAUUCGAAGACAUGUAAAUAUCACAUAUUUUUGUAAAAUUGUUAGUAUGAUACAUUAAAUAUUUAUAUACAUGUAAUAAUAUUUCAUAUAUGAGUUUAUAACAUUGUGUCUAGCUUUUGAAUAAAAGGGUGUCCAUUUAA